UCCAUCAUAGCAUCAAACAUUAAGAACAAGAACUAGAAGAAACAUAGAGUUGCACAGAGAGAAAAAAAAUGAUGAGAUUUUGCCCUAAAGUUUCUUUUCUUUUGGUGAUUACUCUUAUUUUAACAAGUUGUGUGUAUUCUGAAGCUCAAAAGUGUCGUCCAAACGGUAGAAUCAGGGGAAAGAAAGCUCCAUCUGGACAAUGCAACAAAGAGAAUGACUCUGAUUGUUGUGUACAAGGAAAGAUGUACACAACUUAUGAAUGUUCACCAUCGGUGUCUGCUCAUACUAAAGCAUACCUCACACUUAACAGUUUUCAAAAAGGUGGAGAUGGAGGUGGCCCUUCAGCAUGUGAUAAUCAGUAUCAUUCUGAUGACACUCCAGUCGUUGCACUUUCCACAGGAUGGUUCAACGAUAAGAGCAGAUGUCUCAACAAAAUUACCAUAAGUGCCAAUGGAAAAAGUGUAGUGGCCACGGUGGUUGAUGAGUGUGACUCAACAAUGGGAUGUGAUGAAGAACAUGAUUAUCAACCUCCUUGCCCAAACAACAUUGUUGAUGCUUCCAAGGCUGUGUGGAAAGCCUUGGGUGUGCCUCAAGAUCAAUGGGGUGGCCUUGACAUUACAUGGUCAGAUGCUUGAUUGUAGAAGAUGAAAUAUGUGUGUUUUUGUGUUGUAAUAAUUAUGUGAUAUUGUGUACUUUUAUUUCUCAUCUUAUGUGUAUUAUGUAAAUGUUGUUACCAGUGAUCAUUCUGUUGUAAAUUAAGAAAAUUCAAUACAUUUAACAUGGUUUUAAAA
This is a messenger RNA of Medicago truncatula (barrel medic), 791 nucleotides long. RefSeq names its product kiwellin-1. The record is from RefSeq and is a predicted model, not a curated record. The transcript has a single exon. NCBI's taxonomy places the organism in Eukaryota, Viridiplantae, Streptophyta, Magnoliopsida, Fabales, Fabaceae. Bases 69 to 635 code for a protein of 188 amino acids.